Messenger RNA from Peromyscus californicus insignis, 5011 nucleotides. RefSeq names its product leucine zipper protein 2 (gene Luzp2). Lineage: Eukaryota; Metazoa; Chordata; Mammalia; Rodentia; Cricetidae. The transcript is spliced from 12 exons. The record is from RefSeq and is a predicted model, not a curated record. Bases 715 to 1752 code for a protein of 345 amino acids.
CAGCUGACAGGCGCAGAGACCAGAAGAGAGAGGACCCUGACGCACUAGAACCAAGAUCCGCGAACUUCGUGUUGGUCCAGGACCCUUUCCAUGAUAGAGACCUCCUAACCUCAUCUGGGUCUGCACUGGCUGCUGCUCCACUCCAUCCGCAGCAUGCAAACCAUUAUGCAUCUAAUCAGAGCAGUAUUUUAAGCUUACUCUCCAAGCAACAUCUCUGCAAAAGCAGUGCAAGCUGGUGAGAGACGUCUGCUCCGGACCCUAAAGAGUCUGGAGUCCUUCCCAGCGAAUUGUCUCUCACCCUGCGGAGCACGCCAGCUCAAUUACUGGAGAAGGAGGUUGGUCCUUGCCACCGCCCUCCCCUCCUGUCUUCAGUAGGAGCGGGGAAGAGGAGAUCUGCUUCAGUGCGCACGGGAGUGACCAAGUGCAGCUGGCUACCAGGGCAGCGACCUGGACGCGGGUCCUUUCCCCCUCCCGCGGCUACGGCCGCCCUGUGCGCGCUGAGCCCAGCGCUGGACCAUCCCGGCAGGGCCCGCGGGUGACAUCACUCCUGAAGAUACUCGCGCUCUGGUCCUUGCCUUGACAAAGCCUCUGUGUGUUUGUGGGUCUCUGGAGAGGGCUUCCUGGGAAGAGAGGAGGACGUUGAGCGGCGACCGACCAGACCAGAGGAGGCAGAAGACCAGGAGAGAGUGAAGGAGUACCCCAGAGGGCGGCGACAUGAAAUUCAACGCUGCACACUACCUGCUGCCCCUGCUGCCUGCACUUGUCUUCAGCACCAGACAGGACUAUGAAGAGCUAGAGAAGCAGCUGAAGGAAGUCUUUAAGGAACGAAGCACAGUCCUGCGGCAGCUGACAAAGACAUCCAGAGAACUGGAUGGGAUCAAAGUCAACCUUCAGUCUUUGAAAAAUGAUGAGCAAUCUUCCAAAAUGGAUGUUCAGAAGCUUCUGGAGUUAGGCCAGAAACAAAGGGAAGAAAUGAAGUCUCUCCAGGAGGCCCUGCAGAAUCAGCUUAAAGAGACAUCGGAGAAAGCAGAGAAACAUCAGGCCACAAUUAAUUUUUUGAAGACUGAAGUGGAAAGAAAGAGCAAGAUGAUCCGUGACUUACAGAAUGAGAAUAAAAGCUUGAAAAACAAAUUGUUGUCAGGAAGUAAGCUGUGUGGGAUUCAUGCAGAAGAGUCGAAAAAAAUCCAAGCCCAACUGAAAGAGCUCCGUUAUGGGAAGAAGGAUUUGUUAUUUAAGGCCCAACAGCUCACCGAACUGGAACAAAAGUUAGCUGUAGCCAAAAAUGAACUUGAGAAAGCAGCUCUUGACAGGGAAUCACAGAUGAAAGCAAUGAAAGAGACUGUACAACUCUGCUUGACGUCAGUUUUCCGUGAUCAGCCUCCUCCUCUCAGUCUCUUCCCAUCAAAUCCAACACAGAUGUUACAUCCAUCCAGGACAAUUGCUUCCAAGAUUCCAGAUUCGAGGACAAAAAGCAAGCCACAAAAAAGUUCUCCGGGAAACCAUGAAAGCUCCCAAGUUCAGUCAACAAAGGAAGAGACAAAGAGAACCUCUGUGUGUGGUCCUCAAGAUGAGGGUAGUUCCUGUUUGGUGAAGCAUGAGGAGGGUCCCCAAAGAAAUGUCACUGCAGCAUCAGAGCCCACAACACAGAAAUUGCAAAUGCCUCUUUGUUCUGAAUGUGAGGAGAAAAAGGGCCCGGAAAAACAAUCAGCCAGUUUUGAUGCAACUCCAGCUAGAGAAGAAAAAAUACUGUAAAAAGGAGGCACGGAGUCAGAGCUUCUCUUUCCUGCCAUCUCAUGUUUCUAGAGUACAGGCUUGAUGGGAACACCAUGUUUCUAAAGCAUGCAACUUUUUCAAAAUUUUAUGUAUCUUUAUAAUGUGGAUUACCCAAAAAAUUCCAGGCCAAUUAUGAACUUUAGCAAUAAUCUAAUGAAAAGGAUUUCUUCACUUAUACACAUAUCUAAUUGUCCUCCCUAAAAUUACCCGGUAUAAAUUGAUCUGUUUUGAGCUGAAAUACAACCUUACCAUUUCUUGGUCUUUGUGUGGAUAUCCAGUACUUCUAAGGUCUAGUUGCUAACAUUAGCUGGAGGAUGCUCAAAAGUGAGUUCUCAGUGUGUUUAAAAUCCAAAUUGCAUACAUAUGAAGGUUUUGGUCAACAGUGGCCAUCUGGUGUCAUUUCCUCCAAAGUUGGGAUUUGCAGACCAGAAUACAUGAUUUUAGACAUUUAUUGCUUGGCUCAUUACAUUGAUUUAAUAACAAUUUGAUAUAAAUUAUGCCCAGUUAAUUCUGUCAAUGAUAAGUUAAUUACCAGAAUUCAUUAGUUAGAUUUAAUAUGCUAUACAUACAGAAUGAAUGUCAGAUAUCUUUCAUACUAUUUUUAAGUUUUAAAACAUUCAUUAUGCAUAUUCAUCUAUAUUGUUUCAAGAUGUGAAUCAAGCUGUCUGAAGUGCCAGUAUUUUUUUUUCUGAUGUUGGAUGAUAAAAUUUAAGAUGGGGGGAAAAUUCUAAAAUAUUAACAUGCAAGGUGUCCAAAGAUAUUGUAGAACUGAGGUUUGAUAAAUGAAAAACAGAAUGGAAUCAUUUUUUAAAAGCAAUGAUGAUUUAGCUUUCAUAUAGGAUUCUACGAGAAUAUCACUGAUCAGAAGAACCAGGCUCAUCAUAAUUAAAGCAUAACUCAUAAUCAAGAAAAAUGGAUAUAUAAAUAAUGAUCUACUCAAGAUCCCACUUGGCAGAUAAAAAUGAACCAACAGAUGAAGUCAGGGAGUCCACACUGACUGAGUACAUUCACUUCUGUUGGAUAAACACAUUUUGAAAGUUCAGAAAAAAGAAUAAACCACUGGCUGUAUAGAAUUAAUCUGUUAAGCCCCAAUUAACAUCUUCAAACAACAUAGCCCAAAAUCAAAAUACAUUAAAAGCAAUCAGUGGUACUUAAUGUCUAAGAUCCAAUGGCUUUAAUGUGAUAUGUUCAAAGAAAUUUAUGGAGCUCUAGAAUUUAGUGAAAACAUUAGUAGAGAAAGGAACAUCACCAUUUAUUAAUUCUACAUGCAGAUAAAUGUUUGGGGAUUUUGUCAGUCUUUCACUCUUUUAAAAAUAAAAAUAUGUGAUUCUAUAUGUUUCAUAGAUUUUUAGAUGAACUGACCAAGAUAAAAUAUAAGACCAGAAUACCAAAUUUAUACUCUCCACAUCUCCAGUCCUAUCUCACUCCACCCCCAGUUUCAUAAAAUAUUAGAACUUCUUGAUAGAAUAACAGGCUUAUAGUUUUUUCUUUCUUUUUCUUUUUGAAGCAAAAUCUCAUCUGUGUCAAGUUAGGCUCAAAAUUACUACAAAAUAGAGAAUGACCUUGAGCUCUUUAUCCUCCUGCCUCCACCUCCCAAGGGCUGAGAGUUUCAGUCACUCGCUACCACUACAGUAAUGAAAAAAAUUAAUUCAGUUUUAAUUUAGGGUUGCUUUUGCACUCCUGUCUAGGGAAUUAAUUUCCUGCCUCAACCCAGUGGAUCCUACAGAAUGUUAGUUGCAUGUUCUUUCUAGGAUUCAGGUUGUGAGAUCUGUGACACCUUGGAGGAAUGACUGGAUAGAGUUCCAUGUUAGAGCAAACUUGUUUUCCUGUUGUGUACUUCCUUUACUUUGACUUCCGGUUCUAGAAUGUGAUAGCCUAAUCAGUCUGCUUUUCUUAACUCUUGGAAUGAUAAAAUGGGUUUGAAUCAAAUGGUAAAAAUUUUCUCCUAAAAUGUGUAUAGUCAUGUGUAUCCACAGGUCUUCUCUAGGUUAUCUGUCAUAAUAUUGGUUAUCUGUCAUAAUAUUCACUCCUAUAUUUGACAGAAACACCUUCAGAACAGGAGGUUGUUUCCUAACAAUUUUUAAAGAACAUUAUGAAAGUUCUUCUAGUACUUUGAUACGGUUGUUUUUAAUAUGAUUUGUGAUUGUUCUUUAAUUAAUGUGUUUUAUCUCUCUUAGCCCUUUCCUUGCUUUGAGAUUGGACCAGAGAUGUUUAAACUAGUUUCCAUACCCAUGUGGCUAUUCCAUAGAAGUGAUGCCCAUAUCCUAUUCUUCUUAACUAUCAGCUUUACACUAGAUAUUAUUUUGAAUAUUAAUAUUUAAACACAGGCCAUUCUCAUAUGGAAAGAAUAUUAUCCAAUAUAUUGACAAUACAUGGUGUGAUUAGGUUAUAUACUUGCAAGGUUAAGUGAAGAAAUACAACUUAUAUUUUACAGCUGUGCAUUAAUUACUGUUGAGGACACCCCCCUGUACUUUCUAAUGGAAUAACGUAUUUAAUAUGCCCUUCCACAACUAAGAACACUUUUUCUCUAUUUUAUAUUAUAAUAUAAUAAUUCAAUUUAAAAUGUGAAUCAAAUAUAAUGUAUUCAUUUGUAAAUUAGCAAACUUUUUGAACUUUUGUCUUUCUUUGUAUGUACAUAAACUAUGUCAAUUAAACUAGUGCCUAAGACCUGUGAGCCCCGAAUGAGCACUGACUGUGUCUAUUCAAUAGGACGUGCCCAGAAGACGAUGGUGUCAGUCAUUCAUCUGGAUAGAGAUUUCUUCACAAUUCAAAUAUUUGAAUGCUGAAAAUACUAGUGGCUGACUUUGUUUCUGUCUUUGAGCAGCUAAGUGGCACAGCAUUGCUGCUUUACCAUAAUUGUGUUUCAUAAAAUACACUGAAGUACAAGCUCAAUACAAUUUGUUUUUUGUUUUGUUUUGUUUUGUUUUGUGGAGCAGAUGUUUGCUGUUUUAGAUGGACAAGGUGUAUAGCUUGGCUGAAAUUAAAUUUGUGAAUUUGCUACAAGGGAAUCUUUUAUUUUUAUAGCUCAGGUAAUGUAAUUAGCACUAACUGUGGCAGAGGUGGAAAGAAUAAUUGACACUACAGAGUAGGGAGGGCUGGCAGAGUAAUGCACACGAUGCUUGUUUCCAUAGGGGACUGUACUUUCAGAAGGUCUACAUCCUCGAGCUAUGUAUUCAUCUGGAUUGUGUCACGUAAUAUUAAUGGUCAAGUAAUGAAAAAUAAAAAGUGCUGAAAAGUG